GCGGCAGGCGGGGGUGCGGACGCGGGGAGCGCGGCGGGGGGAGGUGGGGCCGCGCCGAGUCGCAGUCCCGGCCCCGCCGCCGCGCCGCGCCGCGCCGCGCCGCGCCGCGCCGCCCGCUGUCGGCCUGUGUCCCAGCCCCGGUGGCGGCCCCCAGCGAGCGAGCUGAGAGCCGGGGCUCCUGGCGCCGUGGGACCGCCGGCUGCCGCGCCGCGCCGCGCCGCUUCCCCGUGAGGCGGCGGCCGCGUGGAUUCUGUGUAAACCGGCUGCGACGAGGACCGUGUCCUCUCCACAUGCAUCGCUCCGGAUAAGCCGAACAUCCCUCGCUCCGCUCGGCUCCGCUCCGCUCCCCUCCCCGCCCCGCCCCGCCCCGCGCGGCCAGAGCCAGGCGCCCGGUGUGCGAAGAGGAUCCGGGUUGAGCCCCGCGCCCCCGGUUCUCGUCCCCGCCCCGCCCCGUCCCGCCGCCCCCUCAGCUCCCGCUCGCGCUCCCGGAGCCGCGGCUCCCGGGGGUUAUGUUCCGCAGAGGUAGGUGAGGCGCGGCGCGGGCGGGCUGCCCCUCGGAGCAGCCGGCCGCCGGGGGGAGAGACUCGCGACUCCCGACUCGCUUCAGCGCGGGCGCGCCCGGCUCGGCCCCCGCCCCCCCGCUUUCCGCUAGGAACCGGCGAGGAAAUACUCGCGCUGGCUCAGAGCCGCCCGCGCCGGGGCGCAGCGACACCAGGUGGAGCGGCCGAGGGUGGGGCGACGGGGGACGCCGCGUUCCCCGCCGGCCGGCCGCGCGGGUCUUCAUUGCUGCCCUCGGGGCGGACGGAGCGCCCCGGCCCCCACGCCCCGCGCCGACCAUGGUAGUGUUCAAUGGCCUGCUGAAGAUCAAGAUCUGCGAGGCCGUGAGCUUGAAGCCCACAGCCUGGUCGCUGCGCCAUGCGGUGGGACCCCGGCCGCAGACUUUCCUGCUCGACCCCUACAUCGCCCUCAACGUGGACGACUCGCGCAUCGGCCAGACGGCCACCCGGCAGAAGACCAACAGCCCCGCCUGGCACGACGAGUUCGUCACGGAUGUGUGCAACGGGCGCAAGAUCGAGCUGGCCGUUUUCCACGAUGCUCCCAUCGGCUACGACGACUUCGUGGCCAACUGCACCAUCCAGUUCGAGGAGCUGCUGCAGAAUGGGAGCCGCCACUUCGAGGACUGGAUUGAUCUGGAGCCAGAAGGAAGAGUAUAUGUGAUCAUCGAUCUCUCAGGGUCCUCAGGUGAAGCCCCUAAAGACAAUGAAGAGCGUGUGUUCAGGGAGCGGAUGCGGCCCAGGAAGAGGCAGGGGGCUGUCAGGCGCAGGGUCCACCAGGUCAAUGGCCAUAAGUUCAUGGCCACCUACCUUCGGCAGCCCACCUACUGUUCCCACUGCAGAGAUUUUAUCUGGGGUGUCAUUGGAAAGCAGGGAUACCAAUGUCAAGUUUGCACUUGCGUGGUCCACAAGCGAUGCCAUGAGCUGAUAAUUACAAAGUGUGCUGGAUUAAAGAAACAGGAAACUCCCGAUGAGGUGGGCUCCCAGCGGUUCAGCGUAAACAUGCCCCACAAGUUCGGAAUCCACAACUACAAGGUCCCCACCUUCUGUGACCACUGUGGGUCCUUGCUCUGGGGCCUCUUGCGACAGGGUUUGCAGUGCAAAGUCUGCAAGAUGAACGUCCACCGGCGCUGUGAGACCAAUGUGGCUCCCAACUGUGGGGUGGAUGCCAGAGGAAUUGCCAAGGUGCUGGCUGACCUUGGUGUCACUCCAGACAAAAUCACCAACAGCGGCCAGAGGAGGAAAAAGCUCAUUGCUGGUGCAGAGUCCCCACAGCCUACUUCUGGAAGCUCACCCUCUGAGGAAGAUCGAUCCAAGUCAGCACCCACCUCACCUUGUGACCAAGAAAUAAAGGAACUUGAAAACAACAUCCGGAAGGCCUUGUCAUUUGACAACCGAGGGGAGGAGCACAGGGCAGCGUCAUGCACCGAUGGCCAGCUGUCAAGUUCUGGUGAGAAUGGUGAAGUCCGGCAAGGCCAGGCCAAGCGCUUGGGCCUAGAUGAGUUCAACUUCAUCAAGGUGUUGGGCAAAGGCAGCUUUGGCAAGGUCAUGUUGGCAGAGCUCAAAGGCAAAGAUGAAGUAUAUGCUGUGAAGGUCUUAAAGAAGGAUGUCAUCCUUCAGGAUGAUGAUGUGGACUGCACAAUGACAGAAAAGAGGAUUCUGGCUCUGGCACGGAAACACCCGUACCUAACCCAACUCUAUUGCUGCUUCCAGACCAAGGACCGUCUCUUUUUUGUCAUGGAGUAUGUCAAUGGUGGAGACCUCAUGUUCCAGAUUCAGCGCUCCAGAAAAUUUGACGAGCCCCGUUCCCGCUUCUAUGCUGCUGAGGUUACGUCAGCCCUCAUGUUCCUCCACCAACACGGUGUCAUCUACAGGGAUUUGAAACUGGACAAUAUCCUUCUGGAUGCAGAAGGUCACUGCAAGCUGGCCGACUUUGGAAUGUGUAAGGAAGGGAUUCUAAACGGUGUGACGACCACCACAUUCUGCGGAACUCCUGACUACAUCGCUCCUGAGAUCCUGCAGGAGUUGGAGUAUGGCCCCUCAGUGGACUGGUGGGCCCUGGGGGUGCUGAUGUAUGAGAUGAUGGCUGGUCAGCCCCCCUUCGAGGCCGACAAUGAAGACGACCUCUUUGAGUCCAUCCUCCAUGACGAUGUGCUCUACCCUGUCUGGCUCAGCAAGGAGGCCGUCAGCAUCCUGAAAGCUUUCAUGACCAAGAACCCUCACAAGCGCCUGGGCUGUGUGGUGGCACAAAAUGGCGAGGAUGCUAUCAAGCAGCACCCCUUCUUCAAGGAGAUUGACUGGGUGCUCCUGGAGCAGAAGAAGAUCAAGCCUCCCUUCAAACCUCGCAUUAAAACCAAAAGAGAUGUCAAUAACUUUGACCAAGACUUUACCCGGGAAGAACCGGUACUCACCCUCGUGGAUGAAGCAAUUGUGAAGCAGAUAAACCAGGAGGAGUUCAAAGGCUUCUCCUACUUUGGUGAAGACCUGAUGCCCUGAGAAGCUGCUGCAGGUGGUGUUUGCUGAUACUGCAAGAAAGGAUACCAAGAAAAUUCCUAUUUUUCCGGAGACUCCAAAGGUCUUGAACUACUUCUCCCAGAACCUGGUCCCUUGUCCACUCUCUAUUUAUUGCAUCCCCUUCCCCCUGGCCAGCUCCCCCCUCCUUCCACCUGUGACCAGAAGGCACUCUUGGUUCUUGUCUCGUGAGUAAGUCAGUCUGGGUCAGCAGUCAGCUGGACACACUGCCAUGUUUGGUCUUCUGGCAAGCCAAGUUCCAUUCCUUGGGGGCUCCUGGCAAUGAAGCAACUUCAGUUCUUUUACUGCAACGAAAAGGAAGUAAACAAGAAGACUCUGACUACUGUUGGCCAGCUCUCAUCCCUUCUCUGCCCUUCUGUUCAGAAGAGACCGGUGCUUCCUCUGCGUGAGGUUGGGUGCCCUGAGGGAGAGGCCAAGGUUGGCUCACCUGUGUUGGUUUGUUCUGGAUGGCUAAUUCUUGCUUGCUUUGGUUUUAGCUUUCAGGCAUGCCAGAGCUGUGUAUGCAUGUCUCUUGUGGAAGAAAUCACUCUUUGUAGAAAAUGAAAUUUGAUUUUGAACUCUAUUAAUAUAUGAAAAACUAUUUUCAAAUUUACUUUUAAUUGGCCAGAAGAUAUUCAUUUCAAUGUCAAUGCAGGUAGCUAUCAAAGGGCUAAUCUAUGGUGAGAAACCAGUCGUCCGAGGUUCAUGCUGUUGAUGCUGUAGUGGCACAUGGGAGCUCUGUGAAUGGAGAGGAAAGGAGACAGGUUGUGCCCCUCCUUAUGGAAUUUCUGCCUGAACACAAAGGCCACCACAGUGGUGGUCGAGACCCUGGGGUUCUAGCAAAACUCAGCUCCCAAGUUCUCUUCCCUGUUUUGUCCUCGGUUCCCAGCAUAAACCCUAUUUAUUUUUCUGCAGCAGUGUGUUAUGUUUGCACACUUCUGCAAAAUGGUAGUACUACUGUGUCGUGACUUUUUAAACAUUAAACAUGUAAAGCUAGAUAUGAAAUAUCUUCUUUGGGAACAAGCAAGAAUGAAGCUAAACAUGACUUUGCAAAGGUUACUGAGAAGCCAAUCAGAGUGACUUGUUUUUAAACUGACAAUGUGGUUAAAAAAAAAAAAAAAAUGUCCAGGGAGUUUUAUUUCAGUGUGACAUGCAAUGGACACUAUGUAAUGGCUGUGAUGUUACCUCCUGUAGCUACGCUAACAGUGUUACAUUCUUUGAUUUCCAAGGGUUCUCUGUGGCUUUGUGUGCUGUGUUUCCUGGAGGUCCUUUGAUUAUUUUACUGAGCUGAUUGAGCAGGGAAUGGAAUCCAUUCCAACUGUUGCACGUGGAUUUCCCAGCUGCCCCUAAAUAUAUAUAUACUUCUGUGAGUGGCAAAGUGGCACUAAUGAAGCUUUUUGCCUUUUGUACAUUUGAGAAUUUUGUAUAUAGUGUUUGCUGCAAGGCCUGUGGAAUUACUUCAUUGAAAUUAGAGGUAUCAACUGCUGCAUGUUCAGGCAUAUUAUAAAACUUUAGUCUAUGAAAGAAUAAUUAUAAAAAUGUCCAGGUGCAAUACUCUGUAAGUGUAUUGGUUCAAGUUACCGAGAGAUAAAGUCUUUCUCUGCUCUCUCUCUCUCUUUCUCUCUCUCUCUUUGGGAGAGUAUAUUGUCUAGUUCACCUUGGUCUCUUUUAAAAGAUGAAAACAUAUGCUAAGCUAUGUUAAAUUUUUCAUAGUCUUCUCCUCUGCUUUACUGUACUCUGAUAGAGAUGAGGAAAAGAGGGGGGGGUGGUUAAUGGUGUUUCAAAGCUCGGACAGUGACUAGUGAGAGCCCAGAGUCAGGGUCCAUAUUUGCUACUAAUCAUGACAUACAAUUCUCUUGUGCUUUUAUUUCUCCAAAACUCAGGUGUAACUAUUAUCUGUCCUUAUGUUAACAUCAGAUUCUAUGCUCUAUCAGUCUGUGCACUUGGCUUGCCAGCAAAGCGAUGAAGGACAGUAGAUUAACUUUAUCUUUGGUAACUUGACCUUCCGGGGAGAGACUAUCUUCUGGAGUUGAGCACAAGCACAUCUUUAUGGUGGCAUCAUCUCAUUUUUUAGGAAGGCAUGACCAUACUACCCAUCAUACUCAUGCAUCACUCCUGCUCUCUUCCCUCUGCUUCCUUCCCCACCAUCAACUCUGAACAGCCCUCCACACUCUAGCUGCAGCACCACAUGGUCUUGUCCUGGGGCUUGAAGGAGGCCCUGGUCAGCUGGAGGUGACCCCCUCCAGCAGGACAACUAAGAUUUUUGCUGGUAAGUCAAAUAAUGAUAUAUUUCCCAUGGCAGCUCCAGCAGUCAGUCAGUGCCCAGAGUGUGUCCCCUCUUAACACCUGUCCCCGCUGGGAGCAGGAUCUGGUCAAGUCCUCAGACAGACCGAUUCCCUCCCCAUCUUGUCUAUAAAGAAAAGCUUGCUGUUCCUCAAGUAUUCAUUGUUUCAUUCCUGUUCUCACCAGAGUUUGGAAGCAGACACACUGUUACAUUCCUGCCUAUUCUUUUCUCAUUUUUUUCCAGCUCUCUUCUCUUCUCUGUCUCUCUUUUUUUUUUUAAGGGGGAAAAAAGAGUGCAAAAAAAUGCAAAAAAAAAUGUAUAUGAAGGAUAGCUAUUCUCCUUUGUUCUUUCAUUAUGGACUUUGUGUAGAGGAAACAAGAUUUUUUUUUCCUCUAAAGGUGAAAAAAGCUGCAUUCUUGCUUUAAAAAAAAAAAAGAAGAAGGCUAAAAGAUUACCUCUUUUUAAAUUAUGUGCAGAAUAAUUCUGGCUAAAUAUAAAAAUGUGUUCAAUUAUAGGAAUUUUUGUAUUGUGAUGCUUUAUUUGUACAUUUUCCCCUUUUUUUGGAUGUAAUUUUAAUCUCUUGCCAUUCAUUAGUGUUAUUUCAUUGUAAACAUUAUUGUGCCAAAUGUACUGUAUUCAAAAGGAUGUGAAUGUGUAUUGUCACAGAACCUAAUAAACACAAUGAUGUUCAGUCGUA
Erinaceus europaeus (western European hedgehog) is the source of this 6046-nucleotide messenger RNA. It is a transcript of the gene PRKCE, whose product is annotated as protein kinase C epsilon. Bases 837 to 3050 code for a protein of 737 amino acids. The transcript is spliced from 15 exons. Gene Ontology annotation, molecular function: ATP binding; diacylglycerol-dependent, calcium-independent serine/threonine kinase activity. The record is from RefSeq and is a predicted model, not a curated record. Lineage: Eukaryota; Metazoa; Chordata; Mammalia; Eulipotyphla; Erinaceidae. Gene Ontology annotation, biological process: intracellular signal transduction; peptidyl-serine phosphorylation.